GACAGAGAGAGAAAAAUCCCCACUCUUCCUCCUCCCCGUGGCCAAAUAUAAACAAAUAAAAUCACUUAAAAAGGGAGCAUAAUUUUACAAAUAUAUUUUCGAGGAAAUUAUAACAAAUAAUGAUAAAUCAUAAAACAUGUUAUCGGCAUGAAAGUUAUUAUCAUGGCAUUUACACGACACAGAUUCUUAUUAAGACUUCCAGAGUACCAACCAGAUCCCUCUACUUUCAUUUGUGCAUUGUAUGAAGGAGGCAUAUUAACAUCUUGAACUUUAAAAGCCAUUUUCCUAAUAAUAAUAAUAAUAUAUGCAUAUUUCUGGGGGAAUUUCGCCGAGAAGAACACUUGAAAGAUGCCAUUUUUGUGUAUUUGAGAAAAUGAACGCAAAAGAACACAGACAGGAAAGCGACUAUUCGCCUUCUUUCUCUGUUUAGUAUCCCUACUACUGGACAGAGGGUGGUAGUUUUUGAAAAAAAAUUCUCAGUUUAAACACACUCACACACACACGCGCGCAUACACACGUGGACGAAUACAUUUAGAUAUAUAUAUAUAUAUAUAAAUUCCUAGAAUUUUAAGAUAUUCACCCAUUUAUAUUACAACAGAAUUACAAUGGAUCUUUUACCUACCUUGUAUACAAAUCGUUUAGCCUAUGGUAGUAACAAUAAUUCGAUUACUGGUACAAGUACAAGUACCGUUACUACUCAUAAUAAUGGUAAUUCCGUAGUCAAUGUGAACAGCAACACAGAAGUUAAUCUUCUCCACGGAAGAGAUCCUAACGAGUUGGACGAUAACAAUUUACCUAUGGAAUAUCAUCGUGGAAUAUACAAUUUAAACUAUUCACAUCAUUUCUCUAAUAAUACUGGCGAUAAUAACAAUAGUAAUAAUAAUAAUAACAAUAAUGAUAAUAACCAAGUCCAACAUCCAUAUCACCAGCACGACAAUCAUCCAUUGAAACUUCCACGACGACAUUUAUCUGCUAUUCCUAAUCCCAUGUAUCAUUAUCUUCAUUUAUUCUACAGGAAUCGUGUAGAGACACGACGUAAUCGUAUAGCUAAAACAUUGAGGGAGAUUGUUCAAAUUGCUCAAGAAAUCCUUCAUGAGGUUGAAUUACAAGAACCACGUUUCAUCAGUACACUGAAAGUCAUCAAUACAAGUAAUUCUCAUCAAGCUUUGGAUCAAAAACAACAGUCUCAUGAUCCUGAUCAUGAAGAUAUUAUUGAAAGUACUACGGAUACUUGUACUUCGACUACCAAUACUACUAACAAGAUGAAUAUGAGUAGUAUAAAUAGUAAUACUUCACAAAAUGGCAUUUAUUAUGAUGGUUUACGUGUAUUAUCCUCGAACAGAUUUGAAAUCACUCUGUUUUUAAAUCAAAUGGGUGUUUUCAACUUUAUGGAUGAUGGAAGUGUCCCUGGGGGAGCUGUUCUCAAACUGUCAGAUGGUCGUAAACGUUCCAUGUCGUUAUGGGUUGAAUUUAUCACGGCGUCCGGCUAUUUGUCCGCGCGUAAAAUUCGUGCACGUUUUUAUAGUCUUGUUCAACAAGCUUUACAGAAAUCCAGCUAUCGUGGAGUUGUACGUAUGCUGGGACAGACAAGUGAAGUUAAAUUGUGUAUACGUGAUAAGUAUAUUUUACAAAUUACUCCAGGAUUUCGUUGUAAUGGUCUCUGGCCAAGAUCAGCGAGUCAUUGGCCAAUGACAAUGAGUUCGAGUGGUAAUCAAUUUGGUUAUACAACAAGUGAUAUGACCACCGCCCCCACGACCACCAACACCUCACCGAGUACGCCUAAAUGGCCAUCCAGUCAAUUGGUUAAUGAAGUGAAACGUGAAGGAUUUUGUCUAUUAAGUCAAGAAUCUGUAUAUACUAAAGAUAAACAAGCGUCCGCUGAAGGUGACGCCUGGUUAUUAGACUUCUACGACGCUGAAGAAAGAUUAUUACUUAGUCAUAAUAUACGUAGACAAUGUUUUAGUAUAUUAAAAACACUAGCUGAUCAAUAUUUAACAGGUGUAAACACCACCGCGCCCAUACCAACAUCCUUAUCCCCUUCGGCGUCGUCAUCACCAUCAACAAUAUCAAUUCAUCACAGUCCUCCUGUGAUUCAAGAAUACGACAUUAAAACUCUUGUCCUUCAUGAAUGUGAAAAACAUCCAAAAGAUGAAGAUUGGACGGAAUACACUCUAGGGGAUCGUAUUAACGGAAUCCUGCUACAGUUAAUCUCAUGCCUACAGCAUCGUCGAUGUCCGCAUUAUUUCCUUCCACAAUUGGAUAUAUUUCGUGGUUAUUCAUCCAAUGGUAUGGAUAUUACAGCGAAACAAACAUGGGGAUUAUUAAGAAAAUUAUUAACUUGUCCACAAGCCCUUGAACAUCUCUAACAUACUUACCGCCAUUAAAAAAAUUGAAUAUUGAUCAUUCGACAGUGACUAUUGAAUGUGAUUGAAUAUCUAUCUGAGUGAUGCACUCACUCACUCGCUAUAUAUAUAUAUAUAUAUAUGCGAAAUUAAAUAUUUUUAUUUAAAUUAUAUGAUGAUGAUUUAAAUUUGAAUCCUUUUUUAUAUUUUGAAAAAUAUUGUAAGUUAGAUGUUGUUUUACUGGUUCCUUAUGGGUUUUUCUUUAAUUUUGUUUUGCAUGAAUUUGUACUUUAAGAAAGUUUACUGAAUUCAUUAAAAGUAGUAUGAUGAAAUUUAAAGAAAAU
This is a messenger RNA of Trichobilharzia regenti, 2686 nucleotides long. The record is from the annotation of a GenBank genome assembly. NCBI's taxonomy places the organism in Eukaryota, Metazoa, Platyhelminthes, Trematoda, Strigeidida, Schistosomatidae.